Didymodactylos carnosus is the source of this 1239-nucleotide messenger RNA. The record is from the annotation of a GenBank genome assembly. NCBI's taxonomy places the organism in Eukaryota, Metazoa, Rotifera, Eurotatoria, Philodinida, Philodinidae.
AUGAGCUCAGGCAAUGCAUCAAAUGUUCCCGGUAUUAUUACUUGCAAAGCAGCUGUAGCAUGGAAAGCGAAAAAGCCGUUGACGAUAGAACAAAUCGAAGUGAUGCCACCCCAGAAAGGAGAAGUUCGAAUAAAAAAUUUGUUUUCUGCUUUGUGUCAUACAGAUGCCUACACACUAGAUGGUUUGGAUCCUGAAGGCAUAUUUCCCGUGAUUUUGGGUCAUGAGGCCACUGGCAUUGUGGAAUCCGUUGGAGAAGGUGUUAAAUCAGUAAAACCUGGUGAUUAUGUUAUUCCACUGUAUAUUCCUCAAUGUUAUCAAUGUGAAUACUGCAAAAAUCCCAAAACAAAUCUUUGUCAAGCAAUACGUGUCACACAAGGCCAAGGGACAAUGCCUGAUAAAACAGUGCGAUAUAAAUGCCAGGGAAAAGAUGUUUAUCAUUUCAUGGGUUGCUCAUCAUUUAGUGAAUAUAGUGUCGUUUGUGAAAUUUCAUUAUGCAAGAUUGAAUCAAGUGCACCACUGGAUAAAGUUUGUUUACUAGGAUGUGGGAUUAGCACUGGUUAUGGUGCUGUAAUUAAUACAGCAAAAGUAGAAGCGGGAUCUACUGUGGCUGUUUUUGGACUGGGUGCUGUUGGACUCGCAGUGAUUAUGGGUGCUAAACAAGUUGGGGCCAAACGAAUACUUGCAGUUGAUAUGAACUCGGAUAAAUUUGAAUUAGGUAAGUUGUAUGAAGAAGUAAUUAUGACGUAUGCAAGCAACAUCUUAGUCAUUUUUCUUCUAGCGAAGCAAUUUGGUGCAACAGAUGUUCUUAAUCCAAAGGAUCUCAAAGAUAAAGUUCCAGCACAGCAGUAUCUUGUUGAAAAUUUUGAUGGUGGUUUUGAUUAUACCUUUGAAUGUGUUGGUAAUGUUGAAGUUAUGAGAACAGCACUCGAAUGUGCUCAUAAAGGUUGGGGUGUGUCAGUUAUUGUUGGAGUUGCUGGUGCAGGCCAAGAAAUUAAAACUCGUCCAUUUCAAUUGGUAACUGGUCGUACAUGGAAAGGAACUGCUUUUGGGGGAUGGAAGAGUCGUGACUCUGUACCGAAACUUGUUCAACAAGUGAUUGAUGGUAGUCUGAAAUUAGAUGGAUUUAUUUCACAUAAAUUUCCAUUUGAACAGAUCAAUGAAGCAUUCGAAUUACUACAUGCUGGAAAAGCACUUCGUAUUAUUCUCACAAAUUCUACGGACGCUUCAAUUAGUUCAUAA